Messenger RNA from Hevea brasiliensis (rubber tree), 1414 nucleotides. Its product is annotated as methyl-CpG-binding domain-containing protein 11. Gene Ontology annotation, molecular function: DNA binding. The record is from RefSeq and is a predicted model, not a curated record. The coding region runs from base 95 to 1105 and encodes 336 amino acids. Lineage: Eukaryota; Viridiplantae; Streptophyta; Magnoliopsida; Malpighiales; Euphorbiaceae. The transcript is spliced from 3 exons.
UAAUAAUAAUAAUAUAAAAAAAAAAAGAGAAGAAAAAGAGAGGGAGACGUCGACCAACGACAACAAACAUAUCUCAGAGUCUCAACGGUGAAAAAUGGAAGCUAAAGAGGAAGUUAUUUCUGUUGAGCUGCCAGCUCCUCCUGCUUGGAAGAAAAUGUACUUGCCAAAGAGAGUAGGUACACCAAGGAAGAGUGAAAUCAUAUUUAUUGCUCCAACUGGGGAAGAGAUUAGUACCAGGAAACAAUUGGAGCACUACCUAAAAUCACAUCCUGGUAAUCCUGCAAUAUCAGAGUUUGAUUGGGGUACUGGUGAGACGCCUAGGAGAUCAGCAAGAAUCAGUGAGAAGGCCAAGGCAACUCCAACGCCCGAUAAGGAGCCCCCAAAGAAGCGAAGCCGAAAAUCAUCAGGUUCAAAGAAAGAUAGUAAGGAAACAGAGUCUGCCUCUGAAAAAGGUGAAGGUGAGAAAGAAACCCAAAUGCAAGAUGCGGAGGGAGCUGAAAAGGAAAAUUCAAAAGCAGGAAAAGAGAAUGAUGUUGCCAAGGACAAUCAGAUACAGGAGGGAGAUAAAGAAGAAGCUCGCCAGACAAAGAAUGUUGACAGCAAAAUAGAAGAAGAUACUCAAGGGGAAGUUAAUAAGGAUGUGAAGAUCCAAGAGGAUGCUUGUGAAGAAAAAGAAAGAAAGAAUGAUCAUGAAGGAGCUGAGGAUACCCAGCAAUCAAUUGAAGUUCAAAAGCAGGGAAAUGCAGAGGCAGCAUUGAAGAACAAAUCUGCCGAAGAAGCUGCUUCUGGUGAAGGCUCUGCAGGAAAGGAGCCACAAACUGAGGUGGAGAAAGAGACUGUCCCAGGUGACAAGAGGGAUAUACCGGAUGCUGUGACUGUGGAAGCAAAUGGGGGAGCAGAGAAAAAGAAUGCUAACGGAGCUGCCCCUGCAUCUGAGGUAGAGAUCACAGAAAAACCAGAUAUACAGGAGAAUGAUGCAGAGCGUAACUUCUCUGUAGACGGGAAAGUGAAGACUACAGAUGGGGAAAUCACAGAAAGUGGUAAGGUCAGCCAAACAGGGCAAAUUGAUGCCCUGCAAAAUCCAGCUCCUCCUGUGAGCUGCUGAAUGUAAUGCACUAUUGUCCAUGAUGUGUUGUCCACUUAUCAUAGCUCUUGCCUAUUUUAGUUUGGUGACUUCUUGGAUUUCUGGGAUGACUUUAAGUCUGUAACAUUAGUGUCGUCGCAGCUAGAUGUCAUUGUAUGUUGAUGCUAGAUUUUAAUGUAUGUAGGUAAAUUAUAUAUCACCUCAGAGUAGGUCGUAUUGCCUCAGCUUCUAUUACAUUGUGCAGGAACUCAAGAUUGUAGACUUCUGAACUGUUCUCAAAUGUAUGGUUAGCAACUAAAAUAAAUAUUAUGUGCUUUUGCUGCUGCUUUA